AGCAGUUCCUAUCUGAAAAAAAUCAGCUACAUCAGUGAUAGUGGAGUGGAGUCAGCCAUCAGGAGGAGCCGCAGUGACUGCAUAUGUAGUACACUACAGUGACGGAGUAGAUAAAAUGACUGAGGAUGUACCUGUACCUUCAACUAGCUCCUCCAUAGCAAACCUUACAAACUGCCUUGGAUACACUUUUAUAGUUGAAGCAAUAUCAGAACACCUUUCCGGAGAGUCUGAUAUCCACACAAUUGCCUUAGAUGCCUCAAGCACUUGCAGUGGACAUUAGACAGAAGCUAUGAGUUCAACAUCCAUUAUAGUCCGAUGGACUGGUAUGGCGGCCUGCAAUAGUACCAGUCAGAUAGUCAAAUACAGGGUGAAGUACAAAUCAGAGUCCAGUGGUAUGGCACACAAUACUGUCAAUGAAACAAGAGAGGAAAUCUCACUGACUGGACUUGUACCCUACACACGUUACUCCGUUGAGGUGGCUGCAAUGAAUGAGGAGGGAGAAUUCGGCCCCUAUAGCCCCUCAAUUACAGUGGAAAACAUUGGAAGAUAGUAAGGUUCUUUUUUACUGGGAGAUUAACCUUUGUGAUGAGCUUUGUACAUGACGAAAGUGAGCAAAGAAAUAUUUCCCAUUCCUCAGUUCCUGGUCCAGUUGGAAAUCUCUCAGCAUCUCAACACUCUCAAAAUAUAUCUUUCCUGGCGUGCACCUAUUUUGCCUAAUGGUGUCAUCAUCGCGUAUGAGGUGUCCUACAGACCAGCAGAGAAUCCAGGUCAUGAGCUCAGUCUGAACACCACUGAUCUGGAGUCAAAUUUCACAGCAGGGAAUGAUCUGGAGGGAGGGUCUGACUAUAUAUUCUCUGUCAGAGCAUACACUAGAGUUGGACCGGGAACAACGUCCUCUCUAAGAACUUCCACACUUCUCCAGCUGGGAACAGCAAUUGAUAUAGUUGUGACGGUUGGCAUGGUUGCAUCUUUCGUGACAGCAUUGUUUCUCAUUUACAUUGCUGUCAUCUUGCUGUACAUCUACAAAAGGAGCAGGAGUAGAACUAAAAAACAAGACAAAAGCCACACUCCUAGCAAUCUACACUCUGUUCCAUACACCGACACUCCAGACACUAAUGCGAGCAGCAGAGAUAUUACUAGUGCACCAAAGAUGACGCACAUUUCCGAGGAAGAUGAAGAUUACGAAGAUAUUCGUUUGACUCAUAUGAUGCGGAAGCAGUGAAGGAAAUCUCACCAAUAUAAUUAUCAGACUAUUUUUGAUUCCAAAAUGACAAACCCAGUUUGUUCAUGAGUACCUGCAGAUGAAUUUGGAGACUAUGUUGCAAGAUGUCAUUCCAAUCAAAAUAAGGACUUUAAAGCCCAAUUUGCGUCGUUACAACAGUAUGACGAAGAGGUUCCCAAGACUCUAAGAAUGUCCAAACUCAACAGAUUUUCCAAUUUUACUGUUUAUGAAGACAACAGUGUAUUACUCAAACGUAUUCGUGGCCACUCAGAUUGUGAGGAAGACUUCAUUAAUGCCAGUUACAUUGAUGGGUACAAAAAAGAACAGCAAUACAUUGCAACACAAGGACCACUGCCUAACACAACUGUUGACUUCUGGAGGAUGGUGUGGCAGGAGAGGUCUCAGAGCAUUGUGAUGGUCACCAAUCUGGUGGAGGGAAAUAGGAUCAAGUGUCACAAGUACUGGCCAGAGACUGGGACCUGUCCUUCGUCCCUUCAAUGUCACCAUCACAGGACAACAGUAAUGGCUGACUAACUACUCGCCCACUUUGUGUUCAGCUCACAGAGAUCCCUGGAGAUAUUAUUCUAACUGUGGCUCAGUUCCACUUCACAGAGUGGCCUUAGUCUAGGAGUGCUUUACUCUGCCACUUCAAUUGCUAGUCUUCCUCAAGAAAGUGAAGAAGAAACGUCUGAGUAUCAAGAGGACAAUUCUUGUUCACUGGAGUGCCGGUGUUGAAGGACGGGACUCUGAUAACUAUGGGACUGUGUUCUUGAGAAGCUGCAAGAGGCGAGGUGGUGGAUAUAGGGUGUAAUCUCCACCCCGCACACAGAAGAAUGAAACUUGUUGAAAGUAUGGUUAGUAGAGUGAUUCUUUUACAUCCAGUUAGCUACUUGUAAACACAAUAGGAGCAGUAUAUCUUUGUCCACGAUGCAAUCCUAGAAGAUUUGUUAUGUGGAGACACACAAAUUGAUGCUAGAAUUUUCCACAAAUCUAUGAGGAAAAUAAUCAACAGUCCACAAAUCAUAUGUGACUGAAUUUGAAAAACAGUUCAAGGUUAGUAUAAUUAUGUCAGUCCUUUCAGAGACAUGGGGAAGUUUUGUAAUUUUGCAGUGAUCAGUGUCUCCAUCAAUAUUUCUGUAUUAUUACAGGGCUACAAGCAAAAGAGAGCAUUCAUCAUAGCUCAGAGUCCCAUGGAGUCCACAGCCAGAGAUUUCUGGAAGAUGGUCCAUGACAGGAAGUGUGGAGUCAUUGUUAUGCUCUGUGACUUGGUGGAAGAUGGACAGGAGAUGUGUUGUCAGUAUUGGCCUCAGACUGGAAUGGUUAAAUUUGGAGAGUAUACAGUCGAUUUGACAGAAGAACAGUCAGUGAUUGGAUAUACUAUUCGUAAACUGAGUCUUUCAAAUACUGAGUCUGGAAGUGCUCAUCAGAUUGUACAGCUGCACAUAACUAACUGGAGUCCUGAUGGUAGAUGUCAUAACCUCAGCACUGUUACAAGUGUGAUAAGUCAGAUGACAAACAUCCAGAUCACAACUGGCAACCGUCCCACCAUAGUCCAUUGCAGUGACACAGUGGGUAGGUCAGGGAUGUUCUGUGCCAUAGUCACCACCAUUGAGAGGUGUAAGACAGAGGGAGUGGUGGAUGUGUUGCAGGUGGUCAAGGCUCUCAGGGUACAGAAACCUGGAGCUGUCCUCACUGUGACACACUAUCAUUUGCUGUUUGAAGCAGUGUUGGUGUAUCUGGACUCUUUUGACACUUACAGCAAUUUUCUUAGUGAUAAGAACCCUUGAAUUAUAACUAUGAGUUAGUGAUACCCACACACCUAUGUAUGAAUUUGUGUAUGGUAUAGCAAGGGUCAUGUUUUAUUACA
Molecule: messenger RNA, 3089 nt
Organism: Geodia barretti
Lineage: Eukaryota; Metazoa; Porifera; Demospongiae; Tetractinellida; Geodiidae
Source: the annotation of a GenBank genome assembly